ACCCGAUAUUAGACGGGCGAACACUAGCAUAUUUGACCCGCUUUGAUAUUUCAAAACCGUACCCUAACCGUUUAGAUUUUCCUUCCACGAGGGACACCAUUGUUUCCGGUUCACCACUGGAAAGCUGCACGUCGGUUUAGAAACCCUACGCCGCCGAUUGCUAAUCUUACUCUCUCCCCCGCCGCAUUAUCUCUUUCUUAAACUCGCUCAUACUGUCGAUCAAAUCAACCAGUAAGCUUCUUCGACUAUCCUCUUUUACCAUUACUGCUUCAAAGGGACCCGUCGAUCUCCUUUUGAUCUAAUCUAGAGUUAAUCGUUUGAUGGGAAGCAACGGAAUAUUUCCUCCACCGCAUCAUAUGCAUCGUCCUGGCCUCCCUCACCCGGAGGCUUUUGGCUCCGUUCCUUCCUUUCCACCUCAACUCAUGGAGCAAAAACUCGCGGCCCAACACGGGGAAAUGCAGAGACUAGCCAUAGAGAAUCAGAGGCUUGCUGCUACUCAUGGUAACCUGAGACAAGAGCUAGCAGCAGCGCAGCACGAGUUGCAGAUGCUGCAUUCUCAGAUAGGGUCCAUGAAGUCUGAGGGUGAGCAGCGGAUGAGCGGUCUUGCUGACAAAGUUGCGAAGAUAGAGUCUGAGCUUCGAAAGUCUGACGCUUUGAAGCUGGAGAUGCAAGAGGCUCAUGCAGAGGCACGGAGCCUGGUCGUGGCCAGGGAGGAACUUAUGUCUAAAGUGCAUCAUUUGACUCAGGAGCUUCAGAAGUCUCGCUCAGAUGUGCAGCAAGUUCCUGCUCUCAUGUCCGAGCUUGAUGGUUUGAGACAGGAAUACCAGCAGUGCAGGGCAACGUAUGACUAUGAGAAGAAGUUUUACAACGACCAUAUAGAGUCACUUCAGGCAAUGGAGAAGAACUACAUGACCAUGGCUAUGGAAGUACAAAAACUUCAAGCACAGUUAAUGAACAGUGCAAAUGCGGACAGAGGAGCUGGUGGCCAUUAUAACACUGCUGAAAAUGACGCUUCUCAGAAUGGAGUUGGUUACUAUGGUGAUGCUUACCAGGGAUACAUCCCUCCACCAGCUCCUGGUACUGCAACUGCACCAAAUUCAAUUGUUGGCACAGCUCAGUAUCCUUAUCAAGGAGUAACUCAACCAGGAGGAUACUUCCCUCCAGGACCCGGUUACUACUUCCCAAGAGGCCCUCCUCCUGGAUCAUCCAACAAUGCGCCUUACGGCUCUGCUGCAACAAAUGCUCCACGCUGAAAUCUUAGUCACAGAUGAGGCCACCACCAACUCUGAGUACAUAUGGUUAAUAACUCAUCGGAUGUUCAACUGUGGGUUUGGAUUAUCUCUGUGUAUGGUCAAGAGACAGUGGUUGCCUUUGAGUGCUAUUGUUUAUCUGAUUUUGCGAGCGCUUCUUAACUUGAGUUUCUAAGGAGAGCGUACUGUUUUUUUCCUUGGAUCAACUAGAGAGAGUACUGUUUUGGACAAGUGUUGCCACUUGUAGCUGUGAUACUCAGAGAUGCAAAAUGGGGGAAAAAACAAAAAAAGAAGAUAAUUAUUUUAUUUUUUUUUAACUAAGUUGAACAUGAAUAGAAAUUUUGUAGUUUGCUACAUGACUAUAUUAUUAUUUUGCA
Brassica oleracea var. oleracea is the source of this 1627-nucleotide messenger RNA. Its product is annotated as protein FLX-like 2. The record is from RefSeq and is a predicted model, not a curated record. The coding region runs from base 321 to 1253 and encodes 310 amino acids. Lineage: Eukaryota; Viridiplantae; Streptophyta; Magnoliopsida; Brassicales; Brassicaceae. The transcript has 5 exons.